AUGCUUCAAUUGAGCUCGGACGUCACCUUCAAUUAUGAAAUCUUGCGGGUCCUGGCCGUUUCUUCCUACCAAGGCGCCGAUGUCAGCGAAGUGCUCGAUGCUGCGGGCCAGAUCCGGCCAGCCGACUUCGAAAGCUGGUACCAGCAGUUCUCCAAGGCCGCCAAGCGCGUCCAUAGUAUUGCCAACUCGGUCGACUCAUGCAAGCACCCCGUCUCGGCAAGGAACACCCUCUUCCGGGAGGCGACGUACUGGCGUUCCGCCGACUUCUUUCUGCACGGCAAUUGGACGGACCCGCGGAUCAAUGAGCUGUGGGUGAAGCAUCUCGCGGCGUUCAACAAGGCCAUUGCGCUCCUUCCCGUCCCCGGUAAGCGCAUCACGCUCCAGGGCGACGGGUUCAAGAUUCCGGCAAUCUUCUACAGCAGCGGCAGCAAGGAACCCCGACCGACGGUCAUUAUGUGCAACGGCUACGACGGCGCCCAAGAGGAGCUGUAUCACGUCAUGGUCGAGGCUGUGCUGCAGCGCGGCAUGAACGCAAUCACUUUCGAAGGUCCUGGUCAGCCCACCGUGCGCCGCGAACAGAACCUGGGCUUCAUUCCGGAGUGGGAGAAUGUGGUCACACCGGUGGUCGACUACGCUUUGAGCCGCAAGGAGGUCGACGCCAAGUCUAUCGCGCUUAUGGGCUACUCCUUUGGCGGAUACCUUGCGCCCCGUGCCGCCGCGUUCGAACAUCGCCUCGCCGCGGUCAUCGCCAUCGACGGUCUCUACGACUUUGGUGAAGCCAUGCUCCGCCAGGUUGGCCCCGAGCUCACCGCACUGUGGCGGAACGGCAACUACACUUUCGUCGACGAGACGAUCAAGGGGCUGCUGGCGAACCCGAAGACGCCGACGCCCGUCCGCUGGGGCAUCGCACAGGGCCUCUGGUCCUUCAACACGCAGUCGCCCUCCGAGUGGCUGAACAAGACGCAGGCCUACACGCUCGACUCGGUGAUUGACAAGAUCCGCUGCCCAGUGUUUGUGGCCGACGCCGAGAACGAGUCCUUCUUCCCUGGCGAGGCCAAGGAGCUCGCGGACAAGCUCGGCCGCCGUGCGACGCAUCACUUGUUUACGGCCGAGGAUGGGGCGGGCGAGCACUGCCAGGUUGGUGCGACGCAGCUGAUGAACCAGGUUUCGCUGGAUUGGCUCCAGGAUGUUGGCUUCCGCCGUUGA
This is a messenger RNA of Purpureocillium lilacinum, 1206 nucleotides long. RefSeq lists its product as uncharacterized. Lineage: Eukaryota; Fungi; Ascomycota; Sordariomycetes; Hypocreales; Ophiocordycipitaceae. The record is from RefSeq and is a predicted model, not a curated record.